This is a messenger RNA of Ctenopharyngodon idella (grass carp), 1743 nucleotides long. Its product is annotated as zinc finger protein 414-like. NCBI's taxonomy places the organism in Eukaryota, Metazoa, Chordata, Actinopteri, Cypriniformes, Xenocyprididae. The transcript is spliced from 8 exons. Bases 250 to 1209 code for a protein of 319 amino acids. The record is from RefSeq and is a predicted model, not a curated record.
ACAGCACGAACUGGAACGCGCGAACGUAUGUUCUCGCGAUAUUUAAAGAUGAACGUAUCGCACGUAGCCAGGGUGGAAAUGCGAUCUAGUUUGGUAACGUCUUUCAUUUGAAUUAAUGUCUAUUUUUGAAAAGAAGCUUUGAAAACUUCGAGAAAUCCAUUCAUAUCUGAACUAGAGCAAUUGUUAUCUUAAAGUGCAGUUCUGGCUGGAAAAGCAUCGAUUCCACUUCCUCAACUCUAAGCAAUCACCAUGAUGGAAGUAGCAGACAAUGUUCCACCAGGCUGUCAAAUGUCCUGCUCGUUUUAUGGGUGCAAGAGGACCUACAACAGUCCAGAAGCAUUGAAUAGUCAUCUUCAGGACCAUCAAAAGAACACUGCCCAGUCUCUUCCAGGAAAAGCUUUCCUGUGCUCUCAAAUAGGAUGUGAUGGUUCAUUCAACAACAUGCAGCAGCUCAUGGAACAUAUGAGACACCAUCACAAGCCAAAUUAUUUUUUCUUGUGCGAGAGCUGCAGGGCCAAACUGCGUUCUUACCGCACUCUCCUCAAACACCUGCAGACCUGUGCCAAGGUUGCUAAGAAUAAGGCUGCAGUAAAGACAGAGCCUGACGCAGAGCCCACCGGUGUUACUCUCACUUCUGGUGACAUGGAACCAUCUGGACCCAUCUUAGCCCCAAAUAUACCCGAGGAGAUGGAGUCUAUGCCAUCUAUGCCCUCUUUAGCAACACAUUCAACACCGGCAAACAUGCCAGUAACCCAGCGGCCCCCAGAAAACAGUGCUUUCGCUAACCUGACCCCUGCAGGCCCUGCAUCUCUGCUCCUUGCCACUCUAAAUUCUGCCUCGACCCAAAAUCUUCCUUGCAAACCAGAAUCCCCCUACAGCCCCUUUCCACCCACUCUGUCUCCUGUUAACCCAGCUAUCCUGCCAGAUCCAGGGCAGCAGCAGCAGCAGCAGAGGUCUCCCAGGUCUGGUCCUCCCAGUCUGCCCUCUUCACCGCCCCUGCCGUCAUCGCCAGGAUCAAAUGCAGUCUGGAGGAAGAACCAAGACCCGCCCGGGCCCCUUUUGCACAGAUGGAACUCUCCAAGCAGUCAGAGUUUAAGUAGAGAUGAAGUCCAGCUCAGUCCUUCAACUGCCGCAUCCUGUGGGAACACACAAGAGGGCGAUACAGCUGCCUACAGUGUGGCCACUGCACCCCAGACCGGGGGGAGAUGACCGCUCACAUUGAAGGCCAGCACAGGAACCCAGGUGGCAAAGUGAACGGUGAUCAUGAUACAGAGAUUGGCACUGCUUCUUUACUGGCUAAGACUUCACUGCACACUGAGAACUCAACUUAUACACAGCUCUAGCAUGAAAUGAGAUACGAAACCUGCUGAUUGACAAAGAAAUUUUGUUGUAGCUUUUUAUACAGAGAGAGCAACUCAGUGUUUUCAUUUGACUGUUAGUGUGGACUUCAAGAAUCUCUAUGAUCUGGAUCUGUCACAAGUUCUGCAUGCCUUGUCUUCAGUAAGCAUUUGUCAGUCAUCUUAGAAAAAGACUUGUUAGGUUUCAUUAUAUAAUUUGGAAUUGCAUAUAAAUAACCUGAGUAAUGUUGUAAUAUUAUGUCACCUACAUUUUUUUUAAAAUCUUUUUGCAGGAGGCUGUAUCUCCAGAACCGUAUUCAUGUUUAAAAAAGAAAUCUUGGCCACUUGUAAUUGUUUCUGUAGUGUUUACUACCUGCAAAUAAAGCCUGUUAGAAAAAAUGAAAAA